GACUCUCUUCCGCUUCUCUUACGUCAGCUCACGCGUCGUUACGCCCCUCAAUGUUGCGCGGUUGCCGCGGUUACCAGAGAAGCCGUUGGAGCCCCCGGCAGCGCGAGGGACGCCGCGGGGUUUUGUGUGGCCCUGAUUCAUAAGUGUGCCUGAAUUUUGGAAGGCCAUGGAUCGACAUGUUCCUGUGCAUCCGUUACCAGAAGAAAUCCAAAAGAUGUCCCGGGAUGAGACGGUGUGUAAAUAUUGUGGAGUCAGCUAUUUGAUCCUUCAUGAGUUUAAGCUGAUGGAAGACAAAGUAAAAGCAAUGGAAAAGGAGAUGAAGUUAUAUGAAGGAAGUGUAGAGCGGGAAAAAAGACUUCAAGCACAACUACAGUGUCUUAGUCAAGACUUUGAACAGUGCACAGCUGAGAGUGAAUCAAAAACAGAAAGAAUAAAUCACUUAACUGUGCAGUUGAAAGAUAAACAAAAUGAACUACAAAAUCUGAAUGAGACCUUGAGAUGCUUCCAAGAAGAGAAGGAAGUUGCACAUAAAAAGUUACAGCUGUUCAGAAAAAGAUUGGAGAACCAUCGGUUAACUCUAAACAAGACUCUUUCAUUACUUCCCUUUAUUAGAAGAGAGAUAGUCAGUAUUAAAGAAGUUGUAUCUAAUAAGCUAGACAACUGGACUGUACUGAAAGAAGAGAUUUUUCUACAAAUAAAAACUAUAAGCAAAGCCACAUCAACAGAAGUAUUCAGACUGAAUCAAAGGCUGGCAGAAUUCCAGAGGGAUAAAGUGUCCCUCCAGGAGGAUGUGAAACAUUUGAAGUUGGUGUCCGAUACAGUUGAGCUGAAAAGUCAGCAGCUUCAGACUUCGCUCCAACAAGAGAAUGAAUUACAAAACAGAUGUCAUGAAUUACAGAAGGAAACAUUAGAUUUAACAAAUCAAGUAGAGACAACUGGACUCAAGUUUCAGAAAGCAACAGCUGAAAUAGGCCACUACAAAAAACUACUCAUGAUGAAAUCAAAGGAAGUUGACAUCUGUCAAAGUGAACUUCAAAAGCUGGAGUAUGAAAAUGGAAUGUCUAAAUGCAGACUUACUAAAGAUCUAAAAGAAAAAGAAGAGUCUUUGCUAGUUUGCCAACAAGUAUGCAAACGUUUACAGGAAGAAGUGGCAGAGAAAGAAAGGCAAGAAGAAGAUCUAAAAAAAAGAACCAGUUGCUCAGAGAGUGAACUGGAAACAAUUAAAGCUCUUCUUAGACAGAGAGAGGAAGAAGUAGUAAUGCUGAAACAAGAAAGGGAGUUGACGCUGAUUUCUCAUCAGAACAGAAUAGAGCAGCUGCAGGAAGCACUAAGACAGAAGAUUCUGAACGAAGAUAACUGGAGGGAAAAGAUGGAAAUUGGUCUAGCUAAAGACCAAACACGACACACAGAAGAGAUUUUCAGGCUCAAAGAAGACGCUAGAAUGGAACUAGACAUUGAAAGACAAAAGCACCAAGAAUUAAUAGCAAAAUAUCAGAAAGAUCAAGAGGAACUACGAAUGAAGAUACCUGAAUUAAUAUCCAGUGCCAUCAACAGCCUAAGGAUGGAAGUGGGAAUUCUUAAAAACCAGCUUCAGGAAGCCCAGAUCAAACUUACAGAGAAAGAUGGAGAUAAGGAAGAAGAAAUGCAAAGCCUUAAAAGGCUGGUUACUAAGCUUGAAUUUCAGCUGAAGAAGGAACAGAACAACAGUGAUUCAUUAUCAGAGGGCAUGAGGAAAGAAAUUAAAGAGAAGUCAGAUGAACUGGAAAAAUUAACCCAGGAGCAAGCAGAGCUGAUUCAGAAUUUGAGUCAGGCUCAAGAGGAGAACUCUCUUCUCCAGGAAACAGUGCGUAGAGAGUGUGAGGAACGCUAUGAGCUAACUGAAGCUUUGACUCAAGCUAGAGAACAAGUAUUGGAACUGAAGAGGCUUAGUGGAAACUUCCCACUGUCACAAUGUUCACUCAGUCAGGGCAGCCUAAUCUCCUGUGCUGCACUGGUCAGUAAUCGCGGACAGAAGAACCUUACGAGCCCAAACUCUGGGAAAGGAAUCACACACUCAGGCCUGUGUAGUAUUUCAAGAGCUGCUAAUGCACCAGCCUUCAAUAAACACAAAAGCAGUGGUAAAGUGGGUUUGCCAGCUCUAACUCCACCACACCUUCCCAGGGGAAGAGCGUCUUCUGUGAAUGAAUCCAAGAACAGAAUAACCACAGUUAUAAGAAGACAACUGAGUCAGCUCUGAUGCAUAAAAAUGUCAAGGACAGUACAUUGAUAAACCAUGAAAACCAUUUCAGUGCAUUAUAUGGUCACUUAAUUGUGGACCAUAGGGGCAAAAUGGUACCAGAAAGUUAACCUUUCCUGGCAAUUAGCAUAUUUCUAUUUUUUUUUUUUACAAUUUAAAAUUAAGCUAAUAUCUGUUAUGUAGUUAUAUUUUACAAGGCAAUCAUGGUUGCUUAUUUUUGUUCAACAAUAUAAUGGAGUUAAAAUGCUAUAUGUAUUUCAAGAUGAGAAAUAUAAAAAGAAAAACACAGUACCCCUCCAAGAGGUGUUUUCAGCAAAUCUGGCACAACUGUAAUUAAGAUAUUUGAAAAGUUCCAGAAUUAUUUCACCAAACCAUCACCAUGUCCUGGUUUUCAUAUUUCAAAUUGUAUCCAGUUUAACUCCAGUGCCAGUUAGUGCUGUACAAAUGUAGCUCAUUCAUUAAGGGACAGAUUUUGUCCUCCUUUCAUUGAAUAGUAACAUACUUGCAAGUAGUUCCAUUUCAGCCAAUGGGAUUGACUGUUUUUGCAAUAAUUUACUACUCACCAUGAGAGAAAAUGGCAGAAUCAAACCCCAAAUAAUAGACAAAAUAUUGCAGGGAAUCAGCAUUGCUGUAUAAUUCCUGUACCCACUCCAGUAAAGGAACCAGAACCCAUAGGUAAAUUGACAUAGCUACACUGAGGUCAUUGAAACUAUGACAAUUUAGGCAUAUGAAGUGCUAAAAGUCUUAUGGGGAUCUUUUAAAAUUCUUCCUUUAAGAGAAAUGACUUACUAUGUAUCAAAAUUAAAACCCAGUGUCCCUAGGAUAUACACUGUUCCAGUUACUUUUUCCAUAACUUAGGACCCCAAGUGAUGUGACAGCUUCAGUAAUGCAUUGUAUCUAAAAGCCAGCAGAUUUGGUACUGCCUCAGUCUGAAAGAUGUGGCCUUUUGAUUUUCAUCAAACCAACAUCAUCAUAUUGAGCUACCUCUUUUUAGUUUGAGGUGAUCCUUCUGCUUGUACAUAGGGGCAUACGCUUAGUUGUUACACAACAGAGUUAACAUUUUCAUUUUACUACCAUGAACUUGGGGCUGUGCUUUUUUCUGGAACAUGCCACAGGGAUACUCAUUUAAAAUAAAUAA
This is a messenger RNA of Dermochelys coriacea (leatherback sea turtle), 3374 nucleotides long. RefSeq names its product leucine, glutamate and lysine rich 1 (gene LEKR1). Bases 167 to 2236 code for a protein of 689 amino acids. The transcript has 13 exons. The record is from RefSeq and is a predicted model, not a curated record. Lineage: Eukaryota; Metazoa; Chordata; Testudines; Dermochelyidae.